AUGAAAGAAGGAGUGGAUAUCUCAGACUUCAACCUAAGCGAGCUACCAGAAACUGCUCCAAACUUCAUGAAGCAUCCACAAGGACCCUCUGAGAAGGCAAGGCAAGCGAAGAAAGCAAGACUAGGAGAAUCCUCCGGAUCAAGACCUCCAGCACCUCCGCAUGAGCCUUCUGGUAAGUCUGUUUCUCUUGCUCCCUUUGUACAAACACAUCCCAUUGCUUCUUCUCUCCCUCAACCAACACCUAUCUACACUCACUCAGAAACCCCUCCCUCAACCACCAAAACUUCUCAGAAAUUUAACCUUGCCACCACCACCUUACCUCUCUCUGAAGCAGAAAUGCUGAAUGAAACCUCCUCACCAUCUUCAUCUCCUUCCCCAGAAUCACCCCCUACUUCAACAUCUCCUCAGACACAGAACAUUCUGACCCCUCAUCUCCCACUCUAG
This is a messenger RNA of Lathyrus oleraceus (garden pea), 444 nucleotides long. RefSeq lists its product as uncharacterized. NCBI's taxonomy places the organism in Eukaryota, Viridiplantae, Streptophyta, Magnoliopsida, Fabales, Fabaceae. The coding region runs from base 1 to 444 and encodes 147 amino acids. The transcript has a single exon. The record is from RefSeq and is a predicted model, not a curated record.